Cucumis sativus (cucumber) is the source of this 1678-nucleotide messenger RNA. RefSeq names its product chaperone protein dnaJ 10. The transcript has 10 exons. Bases 459 to 1478 code for a protein of 339 amino acids. The record is from RefSeq and is a predicted model, not a curated record. NCBI's taxonomy places the organism in Eukaryota, Viridiplantae, Streptophyta, Magnoliopsida, Cucurbitales, Cucurbitaceae.
GCUUGGCGGAAGGAGGAAGCUCGAAGCUGAACGACACAUCGUAAGGCGGAAUAUACACACAUUGAGAAGCAAAUUCAUGUCGGAAACCAAUCAAUUUCCACGAACCCAACCAAAACAAUCUAUCAAAUCAUCUAAAUCAACAAGCUUUUCUUCCAAAUUAUUGUCCGUUUAAGAAUUUCCGACGCGUUUCUGCCCAUUUCCCACCGUCUCAUUACCACCGUUCCCAACCCAUCUUCUCAGAUUCUUCCUCUGUCGCUGUAAUCCCAAUCCUCGCCGUGUUCUUCACCCCUCCUUCAAACCCAUUUCUCUUUUUCCUCUUCGCUUCUCAAUUUUACGUUGCCGGAUCUGAUUCCAUCAUUAAAUACCUUGUCCUAUUUAGUUUGUUUUUUCAUCACCCUUGAGACUAAUUUGUUCGAUUUGAACGUGACUGAAGUUGAAAAGCUUGAGAUUCAACAGCUAUGGUGAAGGAGACUGGUUAUUAUGAUGUAUUGGGUGUCAGCUUUGAUGCCUCCUCUGCUGAAAUUAAAAAAGCUUACUAUGUUAAGGCAAGGUUAGUUCAUCCAGAUAAAAACCAAGGAGAUCCAAAAGCUGCGGCAAAUUUUCAGGUACUGGGAGAGGCUUAUCAGGUGUUGAGCGAUCCUGAGAAGCGUGACGCGUAUGACAAAUAUGGGAAGGCAGGAGUACAACAGGAUGCCAUGGUGGACCCUGCAGCUGUGUUUGGUAUGCUUUUUGGAAGCGAGUUCUUUGAAGAGUAUGUUGGUCAGCUUGCUUUGGCUGUAUUGUCAUCUUUGGAAAUCGAGGACGAUACACCAGACUCAGAGUUGCGCAGGCAAAAAAUCCAGGAAAAGAUAAGGCUGUUUCAAAAGGAAAGGGAAGAUAAACUUGCAAACAUUCUGAAAGACCGCCUCCAACCAUAUGUUAUCGGUCAGGUUGACGAGUUUGUAACAUGGGCUAGUUCAGAAGCACGACGACUCUCCUCUGCUGCUUUUGGUGAGACCAUGCUGCACACCAUUGGAUACAUAUACACAAGGAAAGCAGCAAAGGAACUUGGGAAGGACAGACGUUAUAUGAAUGUACCGUUUUUAGCGGAGUGGGUGCGAGAUAAAGGACACCAGAUAAAAUCACAAGUGAUGGCUGCUUCAGGUGCCGUUUCUUUAAUUCAAUUACAGGAAGAGUUGAAGAGGCUGAAUGAAGGAGAUAACAGGGACGAGAACCUGGCAAAAGCCAUUGAAGAGAAGAAAGACGCUGUUCUUAACUCUCUUUGGCAGAUUAAUGUGGUCGACAUUGAGUCUACUCUGUCACGUGUCUGCCAAGUGGUUCUUAGAGACCCCAAUGUGUCGAAAGACGUAUUAAAGCUACGAGCCAGAGGAUUAAGGAAGUUUGGAGCGAUCUUCCAAGGUGCAAAAUCAGCUUAUAGUAGAGAAAACAGCCUGAGGCAUGAAAGUGAUAAAUCAAUUGGUGAUGCUUCAGCUUCAUGAUCUCACACUCUGUUAGUCUCUCCUAAUUUUCCUGCUCAAAGAUGGUGAUCUGAUGAUCUUAUUCUAUUAUUAUUUAAAUUAAGUGAAGAUUCUUGAUGUUUUGUAUGCUUUGUUGAGAAUUCCUUCAUUUUUUUAAACACUUUCUUUUCCUACUUUGUAAUUUAUAGCUUACAAUCUGUUUUUUCUUUCUUUCUUGUAAA